Molecule: messenger RNA, 2469 nt
Organism: Nilaparvata lugens (brown planthopper)
Lineage: Eukaryota; Metazoa; Arthropoda; Insecta; Hemiptera; Delphacidae
Product: serine/threonine-protein kinase mTOR-like
Exons: 13
Coding region: 26-2461 (811 amino acids)
Biological process (GO): protein phosphorylation; negative regulation of macroautophagy; TOR signaling
Cellular component (GO): nucleus; TORC2 complex; TORC1 complex
Molecular function (GO): protein binding; protein serine/threonine kinase activity; protein-containing complex binding
Source: RefSeq, a predicted model, not a curated record
UAUCGAUUGAAAACUAUAUUGAACCAUGUGCAUUUGCAUUGCAUUUUGCAGCCAGCUGCACAGUUUUGUGCAACAGUAUCUGCAGCAGUCUUCAAACCAGCUGCACCCCGAGGAUGCCAAACAUCAACAGGAAACCCACAGAAGGCUACUUGCACGAUGCUACUUGAAGCUGGGCCAGUGGCAGGAGAGCCUGCAGGGCAUCAACGAGCAGUCGAUCCCAGCUGUUCUUCAGUACUACGCCGCAUCCACCGAGCAUGACAACUCGUGGUACAAGGCGUGGCACGCCUGGGCAUACAUCAACUUCGAAACCGUCCUCUUCUACAAGCACCAGCAUCAGGCCAUAGGAGAGCCGCCCACUCCACGUGCCGCCGCCCCUCUGCCAAGCAACCAGUACAUCACCAAGUUCACGGUGCCGGCGGUGGAGGGCUUCUUCCGGUCGAUCGCCCUGUCGCACGGCAGCUCGCUGCAGGACACCCUCCGUCUGCUGACUCUCUGGUUCGACUACGGCCAGUGGCCCGAGGUCUACGACGCCAUUGUUGAGGGCAUUCGCAGUAUUGAGAUCGACACUUGGCUGCAGGUGAUUCCGCAGCUGAUAGCCCGCAUCGACACGCCGCGUGCGUUGGUUGGCCGCCUGAUCCAUCACCUGCUGAUGGACAUAGGCAAGCAUCACCCGCAGGCGCUCGUCUACCCACUAACUGUCGCCAGCAAGUCCAACAGUCUGCCGCGCCGCAAUGCCGCCAACAAAAUUCUCAAAUCCAUCUGCGAACACAGCCAACUGCUCGUGCAACAGGCUAUGAUGGUAAGCGAUGAACUGAUUCGCGUUGCAAUCUUGUGGCAUGAGUUGUGGCACGAAGGCCUCGAAGAAGCAAGUCGGCUCUACUUUGGAGAGCGCAAUGUGAAGGGCAUGUUCGAUACUCUCGAGCCUCUGCAUGCGAUGCUCGAAAGAGGACCUCAAACUCUCAAAGAAACUUCAUUCAAUCAGGCGUACGGUAGAGACCUGGUGGAGGCGGUGGAGUGGUGCCACCGGUACAAGGGCUCGGGCAACGUGCGCGACUUGAACCAGGCGUGGGACCUCUACUACCACGUGUUCCGGCGCAUCUCCCGCCAGCUGCCACAGCUGACCAGCCUCGAGCUGCAGUACGUCAGUCCCAAGCUGCUGGUGAGCCGCGACCUCGAGCUGGCUGUGCCUGGCUCCUACUGCCCCGGUCAGCCCACUGUGCGCAUCGCACACAUUCAGAGCUCACUGCAGGUCAUCACCUCCAAGCAGCGCCCGAGAAAGCUAUGUAUCAAAGGAAGCAACGGCAACGACUACAUGUUUCUACUGAAAGGUCACGAGGAUCUCAGACAAGAUGAAAGAGUGAUGCAGCUUUUUGGUCUGGUCAACACUCUUUUGCUCAAUGACCCUGAUACUUUCAGAAGAAACUUGACAAUUCAGCGCUACGCAGUGAUUCCGUUGUCGACGAACUCAGGCUUGAUUGGAUGGGUGCCGCACUGCGACACUCUCCACACCCUCAUCAGGGACUAUCGAGACAAGAAGAAGAUUCUUCUGAACAUAGAGCACCGAAUCAUGCUGCGUAUGGCUCCGGACUAUGAUCACCUCACGCUCAUGCAGAAGGUCGAGGUAUUCGAGCAUGCUCUUGAGACGACACAAGGAGAUGAUCUGGCCAAACUGCUGUGGCUCAAAUCACCGUCGUCUGAGGUUUGGUUUGAUCGCAGAACCAAUUACACUCGUUCAUUAGCUGUUAUGUCUAUGGUUGGCUACAUUCUUGGACUUGGCGACAGACAUCCUUCGAACCUGAUGUUGGACCGAUUGAGUGGGAAGAUCCUGCAUAUUGACUUUGGUGAUUGCUUCGAAGUAGCAAUGACACGAGAGAAGUUCCCGGAGAAAAUUCCUUUCAGACUCACUCGAAUGCUCAUCAACGCCAUGGAGGUGACAGGCAUCGAAGGCACGUACCGGCGGACGUGCGAGAGUGUGAUGUGGGUGCUGCACCGCAACAAGGACAGUCUGAUGGCGGUGCUGGAGGCGUUCGUGUACGACCCGCUGCUCAACUGGCGCCUCAUGGACCCGACGGGGCCGCAGGGUGGGGGCGGAGGCGGCAUGAAGGCCGGUGCCAAACGCAGUGUACCGUCGUCGUCAUCCUCACGGGACGACCCGGGUGAGUUGCUCGCCAACAGCGUCGCUGCGGCCGCCGCCAGUCUUGGCCCCCCGGCCAACCUCGGCCCCGCCAAGAAGCCCCCUGUGCCCAGCAGUGUCGAGAAUGCCGGUGAGAGCAGUCAACCGGAAGCGUUGAACAAGAAGGCGCUGACCAUUGUGACACGAGUGAGAGAGAAGCUGACCGGCAGGGACUUCUCACACGAAGAAACGCUGACAGUGCAGCGCCAGGUUGAGCUGCUCAUUCAGCAGGCAACUGCCAACGAGAAUCUAUGUCAAUGCUACAUUGGGUGGUGUCCAUUCUGGUGAGAUGUUAC